Aspergillus piperis CBS 112811 is the source of this 8999-nucleotide messenger RNA. Its product is annotated as FMP27 family protein. The record is from RefSeq and is a predicted model, not a curated record. Bases 202 to 8889 code for a protein of 2895 amino acids. The transcript has 4 exons. NCBI's taxonomy places the organism in Eukaryota, Fungi, Ascomycota, Eurotiomycetes, Eurotiales, Aspergillaceae.
CUCUCUUCAGGAGGGUUGCGCUGGAUCUGCUCGGGGGAGCUCGUGUGGUUGCAUAGGCAUACCAUUGCUCCCUCUAGUCAUUUUUCACUCACCUCUUCCGUCUAGAAUCACUCCGCGGUCUCCGAAACGCCUCUCCAUGAUCUCUUGUUGGACGGUUGCCCAUUUUGUGCAACGGAUCGGUCCUACUGACCGCGAACUACGAUGACGCUCUUUAGCCCGACCACGGUCCUCGUGGGCUUCCUCCUCCUCUACCUCUCCUCCUUCCUCAUAUUCGCUAUCGUUCGGAUUGCGACCGGAAUCUCGAUUCAACGAAUAGGAUAUUUUUCUCUCCGCCGCAUCGCAUAUGUUCCCCGAGAUGGCGUCCAGAUCGAACUCCGUGGCCUCGGCCUCUCUCUGCACCCGCCCUCGUUUGCGCAACCGACAUGGCUCAGCAUUCGCCUGACCGAACUAAAGCUGACUCUGGACCCUUCAGCUUUGGCAAAGGGGAAGAAGUCCGCCACAAAGCCCGAUGCAUCGGUUUCGGAAGCCCCGUCGGAGAAAGAGUCGUCCACCGUGCCGGAUAAUCGGGAAGACAGCUCUUCUAUACCCAAGCGAAGCAAGACAUGGCGGAAGCUGACCCGCAUGAAGGAGCAAGUGAAACGACUGCAUCGGCAAAUACAUUGGUUGAAGUUGGUGGAUGUGGUAGCCGUCAAUACGACCAUCAAUCUCGUGGAAGCUGGUCAGAUCCAGGUUGGAUCUUUAUCCUUGGGUGUCGAUACGAGGCGCAAGAUGGUGGAUCGAGGGAAACUCUUCUUUCGGCGCAAGAACCAGGGCCCUGACGAGCAUCGACCGGCAGAGUGGGUGAUGAAUGUACAGAAUGUGCUACUCGGGAUAGACGGAGCGGAGCCAACCGAAGUGCUGGACAAUGUUCGGGUCAAUAUACAUGGGCUUCUCCACAAAGACCUUGAGGGUCUACGAGAUGCGUCCAUCGCUUUCAAAAUUGGGCGCAUGCAUAUCCCGUACGAUGAUGUGAUGACUCUGAUGCAGCGCGUCAAACAGUCUCGGCAGUCGUCGGUGGAGCCUACCAGUAUUGAGACCGAUGACGAGGUCUCCUUUUCAGACUUUGUGGAGGAGCUGGAUCAGCCCGGAAGCCGAGACGACACCAUUGUGCAGGCAGUCGCUGACUCCAAGGAGUUUGCUGGGUCAAUCCUUCGGGGUAUACAAGGGAUACAGGUUGCCCUGAGCUUCUUUAGGCUAACUCGAGCUUUCGAGCCUCCUUCGUCAAAACAAAAUCCCGUGUAUCUGAACGUGGUAUCGCAUGAGUUAGGCAUUGAUCUUCACCGAAUGGACCAAAAGAGUCCUGCUCAUCGCAUGUAUUUCCAACGCGAUGAUGUCGCCCAUCAAGCCCUCCUGGCGGCCAUCUCUUUGUCGGUCACUUUGGAUGAUUGCUCAGGUGAGACGGACAACAUACUUUAUAUCCCAAUGGCGACCACAACCAUCAAGACCACGCUCCCUUCGAAGACGAUCAGCUCCUUCGACGACCACAACCCGGAGGAGCGCAAUACCAACAUACUUUUUGCUAAUUUGGUGGUGACGUCCCCAUCACUCGAUCUAGAGCCAAAGCAGGUCUCUCGGCUCUUAGGGUUGACUCAGGCGAAGAAGGCGUCUCCUCGUGGAAAGAAGAGAGAUAAUCAUCGCUUGAUUUCCAGGCUUCUUCCCAAAGCCAGUAUCAAAGUAUCGGUCCACGAACCCGUGGUUCGAUUUGUCCUCCCCAUCUCCAAGCCUUCCGACACCCCUGACGACGAUUAUAAUCUACUAAUUUCCUCUAUUUCCUCUAUUUCUCUCGACAUCGAAUCUUCACAUUCGUCCGAAGGCGGGGUUCACUAUUCGCUCUCUUCCAUUUACCGGGUGGCGUCGCACCAGCUGUACUACCAAACCCCGUCAGGUGUGAAACAUAAUCUUCUAACGACCGAGAGCUUGGAAUUCAAGGUGCUACUUAGUGCCUCGCCAGAAGUACGCGUGAUUGCAUCUGGGAGUCUGAAUACCUGUUCUGCGCACAUGGUCAACGAUGAAGUGAACCGUGGCAUUCAUCAGGUGCUCGAGCAGUUCCGGGCUCAAACGCGGCACAGAAGGAAGGCUUCUAUGUCGUUUGAGGAGCGGAAACCUAGUGUUCUCAGGCGAAUCCCGCCAUGGUUGCUUCGAUUUCAAUUUGAAGCCACUGGGCUCAGCUUGGAGAUUGCUGGUGUUGACACAAGCGUCUCUGAGGUGUCACGUGGUGUCUCAUUCCAGCUACAAUCGUGGACUGCAGACUACAGAGCCCAGAAGUCAGAACCAACGACAGUCAGCUUUGCGAGAAGGCGAACCCCAAGUCACUCUUACAUUGGAGAUGAGUCGUCCUUCCGGUUUCCCCCUACGUCGCCUCCGAGACAGAAACAAGUGGGUGCCACAGAUGGAAGACGGCUAGCCCUCCAUGUCCGCGGUUUCGAGGGGUUUGUCAUUGAAUCCGAAGAUUAUCUGGAAGCAGAACCCUUUUUCUCACUACCGAGAUUCGAGGUGGCCCUAAGCACGAUGAGUGAUCGUCUUGGUCCGAUUAGUAACCUCAAUUCCGUGUUCAAGGGCGUCUACCUACAAUACUCCCUGUACCGCUACUAUUGCCUCGGUGUUGCAAUGUCAGUGGUCCAGGACGCUUUCAUGCGAAAGUCACCGGAUAUUCCUGAAACGCCCAUGUCCCCUGUUCAAAAGGAAUUCGCUUACCCCCCAUCGCCACGUCCGUCAGCGAGGGGCGAGCUCAUGACAUAUGAUGUCCGAGCAACUGUCAUACAGCUCAAGACCUUUAUGCCUGCUGAUCCUCCAAUGUUGGUUCAAGUCUACGGGUUGACCGCUGGCUCGCAUCGUCUCUCCGCUCCAUUUGCGAAAGCACAUCUUAUCCGGUUACACGCACAAGCGCCAAAGCUCAAGGGCGUGUGGGCCAGAAUCAUAAGCAUGAACAACGUUCGCAUUGAUUUACGUAAGAUGAAACUCAAACAUGGCACCAAUCUUGUCGAGCAAAGGAGUAUAGAUGUCUGGGCUGAUUUCAUUCGAUUGGGUGUACCGCAUCACAUGGUAAUGCAUCGCAUAUUUGACAACGUGAUCAAUACCUCAAAAGCACUUAAGCAGCUUCAUGAACGCUUCAAGGGACACUCAGCUGAAUUCGGAUCAGUCAGAGAACCGGAAGAGCCCAAGAAGAUCCCCAGGGUGUCGUUGCGCAGCAAGGCUCUGCUAUUUGAGUUGGAAGAUGAUGCUUUCGAGUGGAAACUUGGUUGCAUUUAUCGCACCGGUCUUAUAGAACAGCGCCAGCGCUUGGCCCGCGAGGAGGCAUUCGAGCUGAAAUUACAAAAGAUUAAGGAAUCGGAUCAGCGCCGCUCUUCGUCGAGACUUCGGGCUCGAUCAAGCCACCGGACACUUCGUAGUGAACGUGUUAGCGGAGAGUCCAGGAGGAGCAAGAGUGCCGACCCUAAACCGCGGAAGAGCUUGCAGGAUGACAAGCGUGGCCGAGGAAAGAAGUUCCGCUAUGAUACCGAGGGAGCUGCCUGCCUGUCGUGCGAAGCCAAGGUUUCAGCCGAGAAUGCCUGGUUUCGUCUUCAAGAACACAAUUCUCGGUCCUGGAAGGACAAGAUCGAUUCUGCCCUACGAUUCCAGGGCACGUCGAUCAAGGAAGUGCGGAACCUUUUCUCCGGUGCUGACGAGGCUCCUGAAGAUGUUCAAGAAACGGAGACUGUACUCUCAAUUCCAAACAGACCUGCUCUCUUGGCCGCUUUGAUAAGUGACAUCAACCUUGUCAUUGACAAACCUUUCUUCCCCUUGGAAGAUUACCCCAAAUUCCUCAACACAAUCGGUAAAGGCAUGCCGAUGUCCAUGAAGUAUGCGCUGCUUGUUCCCAUGAGUAUACAGUUGGAAAUGGGAGAGGCGCGCGUCAACCUGAGGGACUAUCCCUUGGAUUUGCUGCACAUACCAGCUUUACGUCCCGGUCAGUCUCCAAGGCUGCCCAGCUGGUCUCUUCGAACAAACUUUGUCAUUGCCGAAGAGUAUCGUGACUAUAAGUCGGCCAGACAAGUUAAACUUGAAUUGGUACCCUCUACGGAGCUGCCAGAUGGGACCACGAGCCCUCCUUUUGCAAUUGAAGUCUGGCGAUCUGUCUCUCCUGUCAAAACUUACUCCGACCCUACAAUUGAGAUCAACACGAGUCUACCAACGAGCAUUUCAUGGGGCAUGUCUUAUCAGCCUGUGAUACAAGAUAUGAUGAAGAUCAUCGAAGGAUUCACCAAGACAGAAAUCGACCCCUCUGAUAGGGUUGGAUUCUGGGACAAGAUCAGACUUAGCUUCCACUCUCGAAUCAAGGUUGCUUGGAAAGAGGAUGGAGAUGUUCAUCUUCGUCUGAAGGGUUCGCGUGAUCCAUAUGUGGUAACAGGGUUCGGAGGCGGAUUCGUCAUGUGCUGGCGCAAAGACGUCAGAUGGGAAGUUCAUACUAGUGAUGAUCCCAAGGAAUUCAUGAGCGUCAGGAGUGGAGAGUACGUGCUGGCGAUACCGGACUACAGUCAUGAGGCUCGGUAUAUGGCCGAAGCCACAGCUCAGGACUUGGAAAGCACGUCCACGUCGAGCGACCUGAAGAACGCCGCUCACUUCAAGAAGGUUGUCAUGAAGCUCUCUGGUGACGUGAAAUGGGCUGCCGGUUUGGUAUUCGAGCGUAACGUGGACGAAGGCCAACGGUCAUUUGACUUCAAACCGCACUAUGACGUUGUGCUCCAGAACCCCGUUCAUAUCGACCCUGCGCAGCGAGAGACUUAUGAUGCCUACCGCGGGUUCCGCAGUAAUCACAUCCACUUGUCAAUUUCCGUUGUAGCCCCUGAAAGCAGGAAUUGGUCCGUCGACUCUGUUCAGCCGUCUGCAAGCUACAAUACCGUUCACUUGACCCCUCGGUUCUUCACACACUUCUUCAACUGGUGGUCUCUCUUCUCGGGUGUCAUGUCACUCCCUGUCCGACAAGGACCACUGUGGCCUGGUAUCACCAAGACAAGCAAGAAAUUCAACCGUCAUCUGGCCACAGUCAAGUAUCAACUGCUUUUCGCUCCUCUGUUUGUGGCUCACAUCUACAAGCACAAGGACCGAGAAGACUAUGCUGAGGAUGUGGUGACAGCAACAGGCAUCAAGGUUCGGUUGGAUAGCCUGAAGCUUGAUGUACAUCAAAGACGGGAGGAAGUCAAGACUCUGGCAAAGGGUCGCUUGAAGCAAACGAAGGCAAGCGCGAUGCGUAUCAACCAAGCGGAAUUGGAUCUGCAGUCUGCGGAUUUCAGGGCUGUCUCGGCCAGUAUUGAGGGCACCAAUCUUGACGACAUUGAGCAAAACAAAGACGACAUCAUAUCGUCCUUCCAACAACCUGUGGCUUCGGUUGACCUGUCUCGAUUUACUAUACCCGACCAGAACCUUGAUUGGAUAGACAUGGAUGAUUUCGUGGAGCUGGAUUGGAUAUUGCCCCAAGAAUCAAACCCACGCACACAUAUCCUGCCUUUGGCGUUUACACCACGUUUUACCUAUUUCCGGCAAACAGACCACGGCCAAACCGCGCCUGAGGAAACAGGGUAUAGCACCUUCGGUGAUGAGCCCACCCAUGAAUGCGUUAUGUCGGAGAACAAUGAACCUCGUCGGGUACAAAUGGAGCUCAUCCGAGACCGACUUGCUGCCGUCGAGGCGCAGACUCGCGACUGUAGUCGUACUAUCGGCGAGCAGGAACUCCGUCUUGCCAAAGAGAUCGAUCCCGAUCCCGCACUCAAGAGUCAGCAUAACGACUAUCUUAGACAGGCAGAAACGUUGAACCGAAGACGGACUUUCCUCACUGCCGGGCUCCAGCGAAUUGAGAGGCAGCUUGCGCGGGAAGAAAAACUCCCCACGGAAAGGAACCCCGAAACUUUCGUCCAAGACAGCGCUUCCCGGAUGGGAACAGACUCUGACUCGACGAACGAUGGCAAGGAGGCUGAUAUGGAUGGCUUAUACUCCACUCCUGACGAUGAUCUGGCAAGUGACUUCAACAACAGAUUCAUCAUCCACAACAUCCAGCUGAAAUGGAACAAUUCUCUGAGAAACAUCAUCCUGCGCUAUAUCCAUCAAGUCAGCCAGCGCCGGGGAUUCGUGUACUACAUGUCUCGGAGAGCUGUCAAAUUCAUCCUCGAUAUUGUCGAUGAACAAAACAAGAACAAGCAAAAGCAUUCUAAACUGUUCCGGACUGCCUCAAGACGCCCAUCGGAUGCUGGCGGACUUGUCGACAGCGAGGAUGAUGAUAGUAUCGAGGAUCGGAUUGAACAAUUGUUGAGUGAUGCAAAGCGCUACGUGAAUGCAGAGGAGCAAGAGCAUCAAUCCGACCAAAGGAGGCAUAGCGCCCCCAAGUCUGAUGGUUUCAGCGAAAACAUCGCACCGGAGUUCACACCUCAGAACAGCUACCACCUGCGACUCAUUGCUCCGCAGAUCCAGUUGCAGAGUGAAAAGAACCAAAAGUCUGUGCUGGUAGUGGCUGCGAAAGGCAUGCAGCUUCAAGUCGUGUCUAUUAUGGACAAGGAGCGGGUGUCCGACGACGUCAGCGGUCUCGUGCAGCGUCGCUUCUCUCUUUGCAUGGACGGAGCCCAGUUCUUCGUGGCUACGCAAAAGAGCCUAAUGAAUCAUCUACAAUUCUAUGCUGGCAACAAAUAUGGAAAUCCUCCGGGAUCCGCAUGGCCACCUUGGCUGAACCUUGAGGCACUGUUCGAUUUCGAACUGAACCCGUUCGGCUUUUCAAGGAUCAUACAGAAGACCUCGGCUAGUCUGCGGUACGACAAGUACAACAACCUCCGCCUAAAGUACAACGAGGAGGUGGCGAAAGGGCAGUCAGACCAACAGUAUAGUGUGCAUGAUACGGAACCGAGGAUGGACCAUAUUAGCGUCGACUUUCCUCACUUCCGUGCCAUUUGCGACUCCGCCGAGUACUACUCUAUGUACAUCAUCAUUCUUGAUCUUCUCCUUUAUAGCGAGCCUCUUGAGAAGGUCCGUAACGAGCGCCUGGAGAGGAUCAUGCUCACAUCCGAUUUCAGUGAUCUGAGAGGUGCACCGGAGAUGGUUUUCAAGCUCCAGUCUCGCAUCCGACAGCUGGAAGAGAUCAAGGAGCAUUUCCAGAUCCAUGCCAAGUACUUGGAUAAGCAAGGCUGGGAAGACCGGCUGGUGCUGGAGAAAGAUCUGACUCAAUGUGAGGAUGAGCUGUUCUUCUUGAUGAAAGCUAUUACCUCCUCUCAGAGGAAGAUCGACCCGAAUAUGUCGAAGACACAAGGGGUUCUUCGCUGGAACAUUUCUGCAAGCGAGGUGGUUUGGCAUUUGAUGAAGGACCAGACGGAGCCGCUGGUCGAGUUCCAACUCAGGAAUGCUGAAUAUGACCGCACGGACAACAGUGAUGGCUCGAACCAUAACUUAGUUGCAGUUGAACGAUUGUAUGGUCUGAACCUUCUUCCAGAUGCCAUCUAUCCUCAGAUCAUCGUGCCUUAUCUCGACCAGGCCCGAGGCCUCAACGGCCCUGAUGACUGCAUGAUCAAGGUGAAGUGGCAUAUGUUGGAGGCAGUUGCCGGUAUCCCUGUCUUGGAUGACUUUGAGGUGUCUCUCUUCCCUCUCAAGGUUCAGUUAGAGCGGGAACUUGGUCAAAAGGUGUUCGAGUACAUGUUCCCCAACGUCGGAUCUACUGCAUUCGAGAAUGGCGGCUUUUCGCCCUUCAUGAUUAAGAACAUGAAGCCACUUGAUGAUUCAUCUGAUUCUGAUGAGGAAGAAAGCCCGACCGCUCGUACACACCAGGAUAACAGUGAUCUUUCAACGGAUGAUCUGCAGCUGAAGGGUCCAGGAGCAAUUGAGCUGAGGCUGCAACCAACGCUGUCGCUAUCGGAAGAAGCCAGACCGAAGUCUCAACACCGGCAGCUCAGAGGUCUUGCCCUGACCCCUCUCCAUAAGGAUACCAAGGACAACAACCACAUCCGACCUUCAACGAGUGGCGGCUUGACAAAGAAACGAUCAGUGGACAGUCUGCGCAUAUUGUCUAGACAGCCCACCGAGAAAUCCGUCGCUAACACAUCGGGCGGUUCAGGAAAUAAUGAAGAGAAGAAGAAGUUCGCACUAGGAAGACUACCGAACAAGGGCAAGAAGGAGACUCCUGAUGACCUGUCCCAGAUGAUGUCCCGCGCGUCAAACUACAUGACGCUUGCCCACGUCAAGGUGCAUGAUGUGGUGUUGUGUCUAAGCUACAAAGGCAAGGGAGAGCACAACAUAGAGGAUCUCCACGACUUUGUUUUCCGGUUGCCUGUCCUAGAGUACCGCAACAAAACAUGGUCGAACCUCGAUUUGGCCUUGCGACUGAAGAAGGAUGUUAUCAAGGCUCUAAUCUCGCAUGCGCCCGCGAUCCUUGGGAACAAGUUCUCACACCACCGGCCUUCGAAGCAGCAGCAGAAACGGUACCGGGAGCUGGCUAGCUCAACCCAGCUUGUACACUACUCCGAUACCGCGGUGAAUGCGUCCGAUCACGCUCAUAGCAUGGCUAGCGCGGACUCGAACAGCGAAUAUUCAGAGUCUCAACGCUCUGGGAAGUCUGGCACAGGCACUUCUCCGCUUGUGCGAUCCAACUCUCUCGGAUCGAGUAUGCUCCACGAGCCAAGCGGGGUCAUACCGGACUCUCGCUCUGCGAGCGAAGUCGACGUGGAUGCCCGCUGGGAGCAAUCACGCCGAAUCGUUAACCCUCCCACUCGACCCAUGACUUCAGGCAAUGCCAUGCCCAGGUCACAGACAAUCAAGACCUGGGACGAGCCGGAAGAAACGACUAGUCACAAGACAUCAAUCCGCAAUUUUGGCCGGAAAUUGAUACCUUCUCGAAAAUGAGCCCGCGUCGCUCUAUUUAGCUGGCCGCCCCUCCGCUGGCUUUUCGCAUCAUACAUUUUAAUUAUAAUCCGUCAUUUUGUUAUUUGCACAUUACUGGCCUCGCAUUUGCC